UGCAUGCAGUUUACUUCGUCAGGGCAUGAAGCAAAUAUGUAUAUCAACAAAUGUCGACAUUCUAAAACAAGAUUCCAAAAAGGCUGUGAAGGAGAACAUUGAAUUGCAAAUCACUAAUGCAACUCAAAUGAUUAAGCUUGAAAAGGACCCACACGCUGCAUUUGCGUUGAUUAUCGAUGGAAAGACUUUAACUUACGCUUUAGAGGAAGAUUUGAAACAUGAUUUCUUGAAUUUAGCCGUUGAUUGUGCUUCUGUUAUAUGUUGUCGUGUUUCUCCUAAACAAAAAGCCAUGGUUACAAGAUUGGUGAAAGAAGGCACGGGGAAAACGACUUUAGCUAUUGGAGACGGUGCGAAUGAUGUUGGAAUGAUUCAAGAAGCGGAUAUUGGUGUCGGAAUAAGUGGUGUUGAAGGAAUGCAGGCUGUGAUGGCUAGUGAUUUUGCUAUUGCGCAGUUUCGGUUUCUUGAGAGACUUCUAGUUGUACACGGUCACUAGUGUUAUAAAAGAAUUGCUCAAAUGAUAUGCUAUUUCUUCUAUAAAAACAUUGCGUUUGGGCUUACAUUGUUCUACUUCGAGGCAUUCACGGGCUUCUCGGGCCAAUCAGUGUACGAUGAUUGGUAUAUGCUUUUAUUCAAUGUCGUUCUUACAUCAUUGCCCGU
Molecule: messenger RNA, 657 nt
Organism: Helianthus annuus (common sunflower)
Lineage: Eukaryota; Viridiplantae; Streptophyta; Magnoliopsida; Asterales; Asteraceae
Product: probable phospholipid-transporting ATPase 5
Exons: 5
Coding region: 26-493 (155 amino acids)
Biological process (GO): phospholipid translocation
Cellular component (GO): plasma membrane
Molecular function (GO): ATP binding; ATPase-coupled intramembrane lipid carrier activity; ATP hydrolysis activity
Source: RefSeq, a predicted model, not a curated record